Messenger RNA from Sinocyclocheilus anshuiensis, 2485 nucleotides. RefSeq names its product ras-related protein Rab-38-like. Bases 393 to 1061 code for a protein of 222 amino acids. The transcript is spliced from 3 exons. Gene Ontology annotation, cellular component: Golgi apparatus; late endosome; phagocytic vesicle. Gene Ontology annotation, molecular function: GTP binding; GTPase activity. Lineage: Eukaryota; Metazoa; Chordata; Actinopteri; Cypriniformes; Cyprinidae. The record is from RefSeq and is a predicted model, not a curated record. Gene Ontology annotation, biological process: phagosome-lysosome fusion; endosome to lysosome transport.
UAAACGCUGGACCAAAGUCUUCUCAUAGCCCUGAAGUUUAGUUAGGCACACUGUGAUGGGCUUCUUGAACAGAUCAGCAAUACUGGAUAUUUGUCUGAAAGACUCGACAGCGGAUCCGCACGUACGCUACGAAAAGUUGUCGACAGGCAAAUAAAGUGCGAAACUUCUCACCUCUCGAAGAAACGCUUUUUUGACAGCUGUAAGGCGCGCGUCCUUCAGCGAAACGCAGUGAAUUUUUGGUUUGUUUGUUUAUAAUUUUACGAUCUACGAAAACCUAGAUGUGGAGAGUUAGAGUACUCCGACCAACACGACUUUUAAUUUUACGUAAAUAAUCAUUAAAAAAAGUGUUCUCUCUUUUGGACAAAAAUUGUCAUAUAGUUUAGACCGCUGAAAUGCAGCAGGAGCGGCUACUCAAAGUCCUUGUCAUUGGAGAUUUGGGUGUGGGGAAGACUUCCAUCAUAAAGCGAUAUGUGCAUCAGGUUUUUUCUCAACAUUACCGCGCGACUAUCGGUGUUGAUUUUGCUCUAAAAGUCCUGAAUUGGGAUCACCAGACAGUUAUUCGACUGCAGUUGUGGGACAUUGCAGGACAAGAGAGGUACGGCAACAUGACACGUGUGUACUACAGAGAGGCCGUAGGGGCGCUGGUGGUUUUUGACAUGACCCGCGCCUCCACCUUCCAAGCUGUGUUGAAAUGGAAAAAAGAUCUUGAUUCUAAAGUUGCCCAUGGCAAUGGGCGUCCCCUACCAGCUGUCCUGCUGGCCAACAAGUGUGACCAACAGAGAUAUGGUUUGUGUUCCAAACUGCCCAAACUCGACAAUUUCUCUAGGGAUCAUGGAUUUGUGGGGUGGUAUGAGACGUCUGCGAAGGACAACACAAACAUUGAUGCAGCCAUCACGUGUCUUGUAGAAAAUAUAAUGGCCAUUGACACGGAGGAUGUUCCUGUUGAAUCGGACCCUAGUGUACUGAUCCUCCCUGCUUUUGAUUAUAACCUAAAAGAGCGCAGUGACUCUAGAUGUUCUGUCUGCACAACAUUCCAGUCCAGCAAAAACCCCCCACAGUGAAUUAUAGAGUGAGAUGAUGAAAAGAACACAGAACAGAGUGGGAAAGAAAAAUAUAGAGAGAGAAAGAGAGAGAACGGUAACACCCUUUGUUGGGCCUUCAGAUAGUGCUGAAGUAAGCCUUUGUGGGAAAGACUAGACCAUGAAGUCUUAACACUUAUAUGCACUUACAUUUACACAUACCAAAAACAACAGUCAUCAAUAAAACAUGCAGCGUUUACACAGAGUUUUCUCUGAUAAAUACUUAAUGCUAUAGACUCACAACUAUAUAAGGCUCUUGAGGUUAUACUGCAGCAGAAGAGCGGCGUGCGCACAUUUGCCUCAACUUUGUGUCUGUUAAAGCCUCUGACUUUAAGUCUGCAUCCUCAAAAUGUGUGCAUGCAUUUGUGAUUACAUAGCAUAGGGGUGUGCUAUUUUAAACAGUCUACAACAAGCUUGUACACUCAACCGAUACUUGAGGCUCUAAAAACACAGUUAAGUAACUAGACCGUUGCUGCUUAUCAAGCUGAGAUAAAUUUGGGAUUUUAGGCAUGUAAACCAACAACAACAGCAACUAGACAAAAUACUGUCUGUAGUGCUUUCUUUAGAGAUAUGACUGCACACAUCAUUUCACGUUAUAAAAGAUGAAAUGAUUAUUUAUGUUGAAUGCAAGGUUUAUAUCAGAGAUCAAGGAUGAUGUAAGAUCUUCAAAUGAUUAAUUAAAUUCAGAGUUAAGCAGUCAUGUGCCAGCAUACAAAAUUAAUUUCAUUAGUGUGAAUAAUCAGCAGUGGAUUCACGCAGUCAAGUGUGUGUGUGUGUGUGUGUGUGUGUGUGUGUGCACGUACGUACAUUAAAGCAUUAGCAUCAGACAAGUAAUUGCGUUGAAGUGUCUCGGCAGACACUGUGGAGGUGUGUGCCUAAUGUUUAAAUGUGUGACUGGAUGUUUGAGUGUUUUUUAUGUCAUGACCCACAUGCUUACUGUCUGCUCACAGCAGUAAUUUUUCCACUCUUUGUUUACCAUGUAUGUUUUGUCUGACUUGCAGAGGUUUUUCUUCAGCUCCUACCAUCUAUGCUUCGGUGCCCAUAAUUUAUGGAUCCCCACAGCUCUCUUACUAAAUAGGCUUUUACUUUUUUACAUAUUUGAGGAAGUGUUUUGGACUGUGUAACUAUCUGUAUAAUGUCACAUCUCACAAAACAGUAAUUAUAUGUAAAUUUUUUUCUCUCUGCUUGUUGGACUGCUUUAGUCCUCUUUGCCACAUAACAGUCUGCCACAUGGCGCGUGUCUAACAGUGACCUUUACUAAGCCUACUUUUUAUUCAGCAGACAUGAUGUAUAAUUUUAUGGCAAUUUAAAUGUGACAGUUAAAUGUUUUCGCAAAAAAGAAAUGGCCUUUUUUUGUUACUCAUUAACAUAUGUGUAUGCAAUGGCUUGAAUAAUGAAAAGCUUUA